Molecule: messenger RNA, 2136 nt
Organism: Symbiodinium sp. CCMP2456
Lineage: Eukaryota; Dinophyceae; Suessiales; Symbiodiniaceae
Source: the annotation of a GenBank genome assembly
AUGGUUCGCUCGCGCUCGCCGCACAAGUCUCCGCGCAAGCGCUCCCCGCGGAAGCAGUGCUAUGGCAACAUUCGGUGGUACAACGGGAGGCGUCAGACGGGUCUCAUCGAUGCGGAGGAUGGCAGAAAGGUCUUCAUCCCAGUGGGUGGGGCCCUGAACCGGAACUGCGUCCCGGCGACACCAGGCGGUCUCAUGCACGGCACCCGUGUGGUCUUUCGGAUCGUCUCCUUUCUGGAUCCGGACAAGCCCAAAGAUAAUGUCCAGCAUGGCUGUACGGAUGUUCGCCCCACGGACCCGGACCAAAUUGGCUUAGAGUGCGGUGUGAACACAAGCAUCGGCGGACGAGCGGUGAACGAAGACCGCUUGGUUUAUUGUGAUCUCUACGAUCUCGGAUUCCUGGCUGGAGUCUUUGAUGGACAUGGCGGGCAGCACUGCGUGGACUUCGUGAGGCAACGCCUUCCCGAGCUGAUCCGCGAGAGCUACCUGGGUCUGGCGCAGCAGCUUGGAGGUAUCAACGCCUUGACUCCCAGCGAGGAGGAGAAGCUGAUCGAAGUCGCAUGUCGUAACGCCUUCGUGCAGACGGACUCCGAAUACCUGCAAAAAGCACGCGAUUUGCACCUGAACGACGGCUCGACGGGUCUGGUGGCACUCUUGGCCCAUGGCUUUGAGGACGAAGGGCCGUCCACACGAUCCCUGGUUGAAGGCUGCAAACCCGGUGGCUGCACGAAACUCUUCGUGGCAAACUGCGGGGACUGCCGGGCCGUGCUCCUCCGUGGGCGCAAGGCGAUCCGCUUGACCCAGGAUCACAAGCCCGAGCGGCCCGACGAGACGGCCCGCAUUCAGCAAGCUGGUGGCAUCGUCAUCUCUACGCCCUGCGGCACACACCGGGUUGGCAAAAAAAACGGCCAAUGGUUUCUUUCCACCUCCCGAUCCUUCGGAGACCUGGAGCUUAAGGAGCCGCGGCCUCUCGUCAUCGCUGAGCCGGAGCUGAUGGUCCAUACGCUCGAGCCGGAGGACUGGGCUGUCGUCCUGGCCUCGGACGGCGUGUGGAACUGCCUUUCAGAUCAAGACGUUUGGCAGGCAGUGUGGCAGGUGCUGGCAGUGGAACGUAAGGGCGCUGUUGUUGCAGCUCAGGAGGUGGGUGCCAGAGCCCAUGAAGGUGGCUCCAGCGACAAUGCAUCCGUCUUUGUGACCCGGUCAAACUUGCAUCUGAGUCCUGUGCAGGUGAUGCGAUUCGGGUGGGCUGACAUUGCCAGGUGGUCUGAGAAGAGCUCAACGUCCACCAGGGCAUCGCUGCACGCUAAGAGCCACAAUUACUCCGGCACCCAGAUCGGGCCGAAGUCCCUUGCGAACGGGGUCGAGAUCGACUCCACCCAGAGUUUCAUCGAGCGGGAGCACGAGAAGUUCAAUCAGGAGAAGCUCACGGCCGUGACUGCGAACUUCCAAACGGCAGGCCGUGGCACUGGCGGGCGGAGCUGGCAUGCGACGAAGGCCCAAAGUGUGAUGGCCUCGUUUUUCUUUCGCUUCCCUGCUGAGCAGACGGACGACUUUGUCAACUCGAAUGCCCCCAACGUGACCAAGGUCUUGGCUGUGGCGGCCGUAGACACAUUGCUUUGGGCCACAGAUGGUGCGCACAAGUUUGGCAUCAAGUGGCCCAACGAUGUCGUCGUGGAAGGUUGCAAGAUUGGUGGCAUCCUCGCUCGAGCUGUACCUCUCCGAGGACGUCUGGACGGCAUCAUCGUGGGCAUUGGUAUCAACGUCAACACCUCGCGAGCUGACCUGGAUGCUAUUGCCCGGCCUGUGUGGCCAGCAACGUCGCUGCGGGCGAUCUGUGGCCAUGACUUCGACGUUGCAGGGAUUCGGCGGCGUCUGCUUGGCACAUUCGCGCUGGAGCUCCAAAGGUUCUUUCUCGGUGGCUUUGCCAGUCUGCGAGAUCGAGUGAACGGCUUCGAGGUCCUACUAGGCAGUGAGGUUUGGUUUCGAGUCCACGAGUCAGAAGAGCCGGUGCAUUGCAUCUUCGAGGGCAUCCAGGAGGAUGGGCUCAUUCUGCUGCGGCUGGACUGCGGGGAGCUGAAGGCGUUUCCUUCGGGCGAGAUCGUCCCGGGCCCGGGCGCCGCCAAGCGAGACGCGAGCUGA